UCCUGCCUCCUCUCCCCGCCCCCCGCUUCUCCAGCUGGGGCGGUCGGUCGGUCGGCGCGCCUCCGUUCACGCGGCUGCUGCGAUGAUGUUGUUGGUUUCUUCCUCCGCGCUGCCCUCCUGCUGGCAGAGCCCAUCUCGCCGCCGCUGACGGGGGAAGCAGGCUCGGGAGCCGCCGCCGCCGCCGCCGCCGCCUGAUGGCGAGACCCUUGGCCGCAUCCUCGCCGUGCAUCCCAGACAGGCUCAUGGUGGCAAUCCGGUCUCUGCUGUUCUGGGCUCUGGUGUACAGUUACUGCGGUCUCUGCGCCUUCGUCGAGCUGCUGAAACUUUUGUGGAGCCUCGGGACGAGGCCGGGCAAGACCUUCCAGUGGCUGAUUCGGGAGAACCCGCCGGGCUGCCUCAAUGACCCCUCCUUGGGGACUCACUGCUAUGUCAGAAUCAAGGAAUCUGGAUUAAGAUUUCACUAUGUGGCUGCUGGUGAGAGGGGGAAACCACUAAUGCUGCUACUCCAUGGCUUUCCAGAGUGCUG
This is a messenger RNA of Gekko japonicus, 526 nucleotides long. Its product is annotated as epoxide hydrolase 4-like. The annotation marks the transcript as partial. The record is from RefSeq and is a predicted model, not a curated record. The transcript has 2 exons. Lineage: Eukaryota; Metazoa; Chordata; Lepidosauria; Squamata; Gekkonidae.